Messenger RNA from Penicillium oxalicum, 1434 nucleotides. RefSeq lists its product as uncharacterized. The record is from RefSeq and is a predicted model, not a curated record. Gene Ontology annotation, molecular function: triacylglycerol lipase activity. The transcript has a single exon. The coding region runs from base 1 to 1434 and encodes 477 amino acids. Lineage: Eukaryota; Fungi; Ascomycota; Eurotiomycetes; Eurotiales; Aspergillaceae. Gene Ontology annotation, biological process: lipid catabolic process.
AUGGCAUCUCUACCGGGCUUCUCGGUGCGCCUCUGCAUGGUGUUUCUGAUGACUUUCGUGCUGACGCUGUGUUCUGCUCAACCGGCAUCUCAAUCCAUCGUGGAGCGCUCCAUUCCUCUGCCCCCCGAUCAAGAUCCCUUCCACCAGCCGCCAGCUGGGUUUGAGUCUGAGCUUCCUGGCUCGAUUCUUCGUGAGCGAGAGGUUCAGGUUGCCUUUCUCGGACUCAUUCCACAGCCAGUCAAGGCUUAUCAAUUGCUCUAUCGGACCACCGCCAUCAACGGCUCGGCCAUUGCCUCCGUGACGACCGUCUUUGUGCCCCUGAUCUCGAAGAAGGACCGGUUUAUUUCACUGCAUACGGCAUAUGAUAGCUCAGCUACCGUGUGCAGCCCAAGCUACAAUUACCGACUGGCGGCGGCGCAGACCGACCUCAUCUCUUCCGCGGAGCAGUUGAUCAUUCAGGCAUACCUUCUCUUGGGUAACAUUGUUAACUCGCCGGACUACGAAGGUCCCGAUGCGGCCUUUUCGCCAGGUCAUCUGGAAGGAAUGGGGGUGUUGGAUAGUAUGCGUGCCGUUUCCCAAUACCAAAAACUUGGACUGUCCUCGACCAACCCCAUGAUUGUCGGGACUGGAUAUUCAGGGGGUGCCAUCGCAACGGGUUGGGCAGCUUCCCUGCAGCCCACAUAUGCCCCCGAACUGAACAUCAAGGGCUGGGCGCAGGGUGGUACACCGGCCAAUCUCACCGGCACCUUGGUCCUUAUUGACGAUACCCUCUUCAGCGGUUUCCUGCCCGCUGCCGUUGCCGGUCUCUCCAUGCCCAGCGCCUAUGGUGCCGAAUUGAAUCCCGUCAUUGAUGCCAUCAUAACUUCCAAAGGGGCACAGGCACUGGCUUCUGCACGCCAAAAUUGUGCACCGGUGGACCUGGUGCAAUUUCCCGAGAUGUCCAUCCUGUCAACAGACUUCCAGAGCCUGGGUCAACAGCUGCUGUACGAGCCGACGAUUCAAAGGGUCCUUGGUCAAAACAUCCUAGGCAUUAACAAGACGGAAACGCCUACUGCCCCCGUUUUUGUCUACCAUGCGACACAGGACGAGAUUAUCCCAUACUCGAAUGCCUCUGCCAUGGUCAAGGCCUGGUGCGAUAGUGGGGUCAGUGUCAAGUUCACCUCGUACGCUUCUGGUGGUCACUUGACGACCGAGAUCGUUGCUCUCCCUGAGACAAUCGCGUUCAUCGAAAAUGCCUUUCUUGGCCUUGCCCCCCAUGGCUGUUCCAGUGCCACGAAGCUGAGCAGCAUUUUGGAUCCGAUUGCGCUGGGUAUUGAGCUGGAACCGGUAUUGACGAAGCUGAUUGAGGUACUUGUUCACCUUGGUUCGGGUGACUCCAACCUGCAACAGGAUCCAGGUAUCCUGAUGAAGCCCGUCACUUGGCGAUCAACUUGA